GAACUGACAAAUCUUUAGUUCUGGAUACUCCGCUCUUCUCGUGGGCCUACGUUCGUAAACGCUUCGACCUCUACGCAUUCGCCGAUGACCUUUACCUCUCGCAGAACGCUCGAUACGUCAUGUGAGGGAAGCAUACCGAUGGUGUUAUACAGCAGACAGAUCAACCGCCGCGGGCUACCUAACCAGGUGGAAUACGUGUUACCUCUGCCUAUCCCAACCGAGCAGGAAAGAACAUGCGAUCGCCUUCGCUGGUGGUUUCACGUCAUACAUGGACUUUCACUGCGCGAUGGGACAUCAGACAAAUUGAUAUGCGUCCCGGCUAUACAAGGACGCGGAGCUGAUCUCCGAGCGACCGGCCGAUUUCGAGUGCCACACCUACCUGCUGUCCGGAUCAACCCACCGCCAACUGGUGGCCGGCACAGCGGACAGUCUGAUACACCAAGCCCUUCGAGAUCAUCCAUAGCGACCUAUCGAGCAAGUUUUCCCGCCAGAGCCUUGGCGGAUCGCGAUACUAUAUUUCGUUUAUCGACGACUCCACCCGACACGCCCGGGUCAAGUUCCCGCCGCGGAAGGCCAACGCCCUACAAGCUGUCGAGGGCUUCGUCGAAUGGGUCAAUACACGGCACAAUCAGCCAAUUCAACGAUUCACUGGUUCUGUCAUCAAGCGUGUCAAAUCAGACAAUGGUGGUGAGUAUAUCGCCUCCCGCCUUCAAGAUUUCCUUCGGCGGAAAGGCAUAGUGCACGACACCGUACCGCCAUAUCAUGAGCUUAACGGCGGAGCGGUUGAACCGGACCUCCAGCGCCG
Molecule: messenger RNA, 805 nt
Organism: Trematosphaeria pertusa
Lineage: Eukaryota; Fungi; Ascomycota; Dothideomycetes; Pleosporales; Trematosphaeriaceae
Exons: 1
Coding region: 85-738 (217 amino acids)
Source: RefSeq, a predicted model, not a curated record